This is a messenger RNA of Argentina anserina (silverweed cinquefoil), 1050 nucleotides long. Its product is annotated as probable protein phosphatase 2C 8. Gene Ontology annotation, biological process: peptidyl-threonine dephosphorylation. Lineage: Eukaryota; Viridiplantae; Streptophyta; Magnoliopsida; Rosales; Rosaceae. The record is from RefSeq and is a predicted model, not a curated record. The transcript has a single exon. Gene Ontology annotation, molecular function: cation binding; protein serine/threonine phosphatase activity. Gene Ontology annotation, cellular component: nucleus. Bases 1 to 1050 code for a protein of 349 amino acids.
AUGGAGAGCUUGAAUCCACAAGACGUCGAUCCUCCUUGCUUCGACGAGUGCUUCAAGAACAAGAGGCAGCGUAGCAUGGAACCGAAUGCCGCCAUUUCCAAGUCAUGCGAAGCCGGUGAUUCCUCCUCCGGUCAAUGGUCGGAGGAGACGAAUAUCACCACCGAUAUCAGGAUGUCUCAGGAGGAAGAAGAUAAGGGUAUGAGUUCAGGCUAUCCGUGUGAGUUGUACGGUUCCAUAUCGGUGAUCGGGCGGCGGAGAGUGAUGAAGGAUGCCGUGGCCGUCACUAAGCUCGACGGCUACCAUUUCUUUGCCGUUUACGACGGCCACGGCGGCUCUUGCGUCUCCAACGCCUGCCGUGACCGCCUGCAUCAGCUCCUCGCUCAGGAGGCGUCCUGGAUACGUGGCCUCAACGGCGCCGGAGAGGUCGACUGGGAGAAGAUCAUGACCACCUGCUUCACCAAGAUGGAUAACGAGGUCGGCGCCGCCGCCUCCGAGGCGAAGGGUUCGGUGAACACUGUGGGAACCAGCGCUGUUGUUGCUAUAGUAGGAAAGGAGGAAAUUGUGGUGGCAAACUCCGGCAACUCACGUGCCGUUCUGUGCCUCGACGGCGUUGCUGUACCUCUGUCACGUGACCACAACCCCGACCGUCCGGACGAGAAGGAAAGAGUGGAGGCAGCGGGAGGGAGAGUAAUAGACUGGAAAGGCAGCCGCGUACUGGGAGUUCUAUCGACGUCGCGGUCGAUCGGCGACCAUUACCUGAAGCCUUACGUGAUAUCGGAGCCGGAGGUGACCGUCAAUAAAAGGAACGGGUUGUGCGACUUUCUGGUGAUAGCGAGCGACGGACUUUGGGAUGUCGUAUCGAAUGAGUUUGCGUGUCAGGUUGUGAGGAGAUGCUUGGAUACACAAACCAGAAGGAGGUGUUCGGAGGGGGUGAGCGGAGGUCCGGCAGCAAAUGCCGCGGCCCUGCUGGCCCAACUGGCGCUGGCUCGAGGGAGCAAAGAUAAUAUUACAGUCAUUGUGGUUGAGCUCAGCAAGUCCAGGCGGGCCUGA